Messenger RNA from Neurospora crassa OR74A, 2801 nucleotides. RefSeq lists its product as hypothetical. The transcript has 2 exons. The coding region runs from base 803 to 2389 and encodes 528 amino acids. Lineage: Eukaryota; Fungi; Ascomycota; Sordariomycetes; Sordariales; Sordariaceae. The record is from RefSeq and is a predicted model, not a curated record.
GCAGCGAGGUGCACUUCCCUUGUCUGCAUCAGAAGACCCAGCGCCGCAUACGCUAUUGCAAUGCGACGACUCCGCUCGCCUGAAGUAGCCGUACUUUUUAAAGCAUUUGCUCAUUAAACGCGCCUCGGCCGUCACUUGUAGUGUAAGCCCUCGACUGCCCGGUGGCACCAUGGACGUAAAUCUGGGGAAUUUGCGAUAGAGGUAGUUGUCUCUUCCAUUUCUAACUUGAACCACACUACCUCUACCUACACCUUAGGUUUAUCCCUCAUCGUUCUGUUCAUUGUUGUUCAUCAACAUUCAUCUAUACCUAUCGCGCCAAGUGUCGCUUACACUCCCCCAACUUCUGCGCUACAAUUAUCCGCGACACGUUCUACGGACAUCCCUACAAGCAAACAGCUCUCCCCAUUCCUCGUCAUAGCGUCGCCAGCUCCACGCGCGCAUCGCUUCCCUCCAGAGUCCCUGUUCCUCGGGUCAGGAUCGUAGCUCCUCCUUAUAGUGGCGCGUGGGGAAGCCGCUUCGAGUCUGUUACAACACGAAGACCCCUUGCGCAGGGUCCAGGGGCUUAAAGGAGGCACGCCCGUUUGCCCCGAUCUCUGCUUCCCGACGCGGCCACGAUCCUCGACUUCCUUUAAACAAACACUCAGUCAGGUCCUUCUCUCGGAGUCGACUUGGACUGUCGGCUACAAAAAUCACCAGAACCAACCGCUCUUGCCACCUUACCACAACCUACUCAUCAUCACCUCGUGGCCCGACGCUUCUCAACUUCCCCAGGUCUUGCUCGAGCUCGAAAAAGUCAGCAGCCAUGAGCGCGGUUAAGAACCUUCGGGCUAUGUUCGAGCAGAAGGGGGAGACGAGUCCCCCGGACCGUGGCAGGUCGCCAGUCAUCUCUCCAACCGAUUCUCCUAGGCCUUUGAACAAGAUUAAAACGAGCUUCAUUGCGGUUGAGAAAGGUGGAAGACUCGGGCUUCAACGAGAAGGCAGCAACGACUCCGAGACGCCCACACAACAAGCCCCAGCCGGCCCAGGCGACAUCACAAGUCCUUUUGCUCCAUCAGAAAAAGCCAAUGCCGUUGACCAGAUUAUGGAGAAAACACCAGCACCGGCGAGUCCCGAGGCGAGCCGUAUACCGGCCGAGUCUCCAAAAGCGAACCAAAAUGCUCAGAGUCCGAUACACUCUGCUCCAGAACCACGAGCACAGAAUGUAGAAUCUUCGGCUAGCGCAUCGGCGGAAUCCAAGACGUUGGAGCUAGAUGGGGCUACCAGCUUAUCUACUACGGAGAGUGACUCAAAGUCAGCAGAGAAGACGCAGGCACCCAAUGGAGCUGGGGCUGGCAAAGACAAAGAGACAGAUCCCAGCAAGCCGGCGGCGCGGACCGUCCCGAAAACAACAACAAAAUCGAACCUCCCACCUCUUUCAACGUCUUCGGCCAACAAGACAGUAGCUAAGCCUGCCAAAUCCCCCAUCACUGCUGAAACCCCCAAGGCGCAAAACCCUACGACCGCAUCCAGUCAGACUCCGGGCAAGACCGCUACCCCGAAGCCUUCGGCGGCAAAGACCACGAAACCUCUCGGUUCCUCGCUGAACAAAAAGCCAGCGUCCUUGGCCCCAUCUCCUGUCAUCACCGGGAGCUCCAAGCCCAAGGCCAAGUCACCUACACGCCCAGCUGCUCUCCCAGAACGCCUUACCACUCAUACGGCUGCUUCUGGUUCCAAGCUCGGCAAUGCGCGCGCCCAGUCGCAGACUCGCGAGCGAGGUCCUACCCCGGCUAGCCGUUCCUCUAGCAGAGCGAGAGUGCCAUCCUCUACUGUGUCGGCACCGAAAACGGCCACCUCGACCCUCAAGAGACAGAACUCGACCAAGAACCGGCCUCGCCCUAGUCUAGGUGUGCCUGUGAAGCAGACCGCGAAGGAUCAUCCGCCAACGAAGAAGGAGAAGGAAGUGGACGAAGGUUUUUUGGCACGCAUGACGCGUCCAACCGCGGCAUCCGCCUCCAAGACCGCUGAGAAGGUUGUCACAUCGCCACCCAGGAGGUCAUCGGCCACGCCCGGACCUGCCGCGAAGAGAAGUCUCAGCAAGCCACGGACCAAAAAACCUGCCACUAAAUCUGCAGCACCAUCUGCGGCUACGACACCGAAACAGUCUCGUGCUGGUUCAGCUGCGGCCAAGGCUGAGCCGGUUCCCAAGGCAGAAGAAGCUGUUGAGGUGCCCCUCCCCACUGUGACGGAGACUCCUCAAGAAGUUGCUCAGCCGGUAGAGGAAGCCACGGAAGCUCCCCAAACCCCCACUUCUGACGUUCAUGUUGUUAAGGAGGAGAUGCCAGCCCAGGAGACUGAAGCCGCCCCCUCGUCCGCUGCCGAGGUUGUUGAUACCACCGAUGCUGACAUCUAGGAGCACGGCGAGGAGAAGUCUGCCAGCACUUCGGAAUUUAAGCACACUUCUGAUUCGUAAAAGGAAGCCAGAAAUGGUGGAUGUGAUCGCUUUUUGGCCUGUAGAGUCUUUUUUAAUCACCCCUAUUACUUGUUCGAGACAGUGAAAGAGGGGGAUGCAGUGUUACUGGGUUAGCACAUUUCAUGAUACCUUUGUAGAAAGACCAAUCACACAUUUGUAAGAAAGUUGGCGAAGCAUGAAGUAUGAAUGCAUAGCAGAUAGUGGGUUGUACAGCACCCUGGAGCAGGAUGAAUCGAUCCCUUUUCUUAUCAAUCUUGGUGAUAUCUGUUUCCACGGUGAGUGCUGAUGAUUUAGUUGUCAUGCAUAGAUCAUAGCAUACAGGAUGCCAGCUCGUUGUCUUUCUUGGCCUCAU